Molecule: messenger RNA, 1176 nt
Organism: Lucilia cuprina (Australian sheep blowfly)
Lineage: Eukaryota; Metazoa; Arthropoda; Insecta; Diptera; Calliphoridae
Source: RefSeq, a predicted model, not a curated record
UAGACCAAACACUAUUUUUAAUCACAAGAAAAUUUUCAAUUUUGCUGCAACAAGGAUUACAAGUGCAACAUAGUUCAAUCAAAAUAAAAAUGAGUUAAAUAUUAAAGAAAAAUAUUAAAUAAAAAGUUUGGAAUAAAUCUUUAUAAAAAUCCGAAACAAUUGUUAAGAAAAUCUAUUAACAAAAUGAGUUCUAUAUUGGAUAUGCGUACCGCUAAGCCCACCAUUUGGGAAGAGCUGAGCAAUUUAUUUUUGCCUCUUAAAUACAUCAUCACCAGCGAAAGAUUUGAUGCUUUAGUGGAGAAUAUCAAUUUCAAUUACCUGGUGAAUGCUAUGUUCUGGAUAUUUCUAUUCUUCAGUUUUGGCUUUGUAGGAUUUCAGAAAUUAUUUCAGGUCUUCCUUAAAACUUCAAAUAUUAAAUAUUACAAACACAAACAAUUUGCACGUUCCAUUUGGAAUAUUGCCUUUUAUGCAGCCUGUACUCUGUUUUUGUAUUUCUAUAAUGAAUUGGUAAUUUUGCCGCAACUUUUAAAAAAUCAAGGACGCUACUCUUUAUUUUAUUCUUCGGAAAAUCUCAUAUUUUAUAAAUCACAACAAUGUGAAAAAUUUCAAUUUUAUUCGAUAUUUAUUAUAACAUUUUAUUUACACGGCGCCAUGUUGGACUUUAAGGAAUCGGAUUAUUUGGAAGCGGCUUCUAAGAGUUUAUAUUUGAUGUCAUUGGUGGCCAUAGAUGUUUAUAGAUACGAAAACUACUUCGUGGCGGUAAACUUAAGUCUUGGAGUCUACAAUAUUAUCACAGAAAUUCUCUCUUUACUGGCUUUGCAAAAUCCCAAAAGAAAUUUAUUAGUCUAUCAAAUAUUUCUGGGUUUACGUAUAGCCUCUUGGUCCCAUGUCUUCAUCAGUCUCUUGCCAUUUAAAUAUUUAGUUCCCACUUUAUUUGCCAAAAAUUUUAAAUUAAUCUUGAAUAUUGUCAUAUGGCUCUGGUAUGGUUUGAGUAUUUGGAAUUCUCUCUUGCAAUAUUUCUAUCAUCAGAUUUAUCACAAUUCUCCAGUCGACUGUUCGGGAGAGGGUUCGGCAGCCAAGUGUAUUUUACUAAAAGACUCUAGUGAACAUAGGCAUUUUAAGGCCUUGAAAAAGCUUAUUGGAAGUGAAAUUGGCUCAAAGAAAAAUGAAUGCUAG